CUAAAUUGGGUGUUUAUGCAAUAUGAUAUAUGGAGAGCGGGGAGGCAGGCGGGCUGAGCAACGAGGUCAGAAGCCAGACCUCUUAUAUCUGCUGCAUGGCAGGAUGCUUGCUUUUCUAAUCAGAAAUGCGGCUUGAGGUUCGGAUGUAGCUGUCGAUGCACAGAGGAAGCCCCCAGACACAAUGAAACAAGUUGGACUUAUUGGAGUGCUACUGUUACCCCAGGUAAAAUCAUCAUCAGGGUGUCAUCCUCAUGUUAACCUGGUGAAAGAGGAGGAAAAGUGCAUGGCCGAUCUUCUGCUUUAUAAGUCACACAAAGCAACAGAAAACAAUAUUAGCGUACACUGUAUGGGAAUGUGGGAUGACCUGAACUGCUGGCCACCUGCUUCUCUUGGGGAAACCGUCUCCCAGCCGUGUCCGGAGUUCUUCAACUCGGAUGAAGAAGUGCACCGCAACUGCUCCGCCAGUGGCUGGACGGACCCGCUCGUCCCACACGAGGACGCGUGCGGAUACACUUUCAAUGAGACGUUCCACUUCCUUGGAGAGUCCUCAGACGCCCACAUGUAUUUCUCCUCCGUGAAGACCAUGUACACCGCCGGCUACACGCUCUCCCUCGUCUCCCUCUCCAUCGCCGUCACCAUAUUCUGCCUCUUCAGGAAGCUGCACUGCACCAGGAACCACAUCCACAUCCAGCUGUUCAUCUCCUUCAUCCUGAGGGCAAUCUUCAUCUUCGUCAGGGACUCUCUGCUGUUCACCGACGAGGAGCUCUACCACUGUGACCACUACCCGGUGGCAUGCAAGGUGGCGCUGACAUUGUCCAACUACUCCAUCCUGGCCAACUACAGCUGGCUGCUGGCGGAGGGCCACUUCCUGUUCACGCUGGUGAGCCGCUCCUUCUUCUCCCUGAGGAAACACCUCGCCUGGUACAUCGUCCUCAGCUGGGGCGUACCGCUGGUUGUUAUCGUCUCCUGGGGAUGUGCCAAGUAUGUGUAUGAAGACGAGGGCUGCUGGGAGACCAGGAGGCGUGAAUGGAUUUGGUGGAUUCUCCGAAUGCCGGUCCUUCUGACGAUAUCUAUGAAUCUCAUCUUCUUCUUGGGCCUUUUGAGGAUACUGGUCAACAAACUCCGCCUGCCAGAUGCCCAGAGGAAUGAAUUCUGCCAGUAUAAGAGGCUGAUCAAAUCCACCUUCUUCCUGGUGGCUCUGUUCGGUCUGCAUUACAUCCUGUUUGUGUUCCUGCCCGUUGAAGUGAGCAGCUCCGUGUUUAAGAUAUGGACGCUUGCCGAGCUCGCCCUGUCCUCCACACAGGGUUUCGUGGUCGCCGUGCUCUACUGCUUCAUGAACGGAGAGGUGCAGCAUGAGUUCCAGAGGAGGUGGCGGCGGUGGCGGCUGACCCGACACCUCCCCAGCAGGCGGCGGCAGCAGCAUGGCUCCAUCAGCCACAGCGGGUCUCCCCACACGCAGGUGUCCCUGCUGCCUUGCUCGACAAGCAGCCCGGCAGCCGGCGGACCCCCCGCGGACACGGCGGAGAUGUGACUCCAGGUCGGCCCGGCUCGUCUCCUCGUCGAAACGCCGAUGGAACCCGGCUCGGUGCCGGCGGGCGUAGAGUCACAACUGCAGCUCGAGUUUUCUAAUUCUGUUAUUUGGCGAUGUAAAGAUGUGAAACACAACGUUGAGGCCCGGUCAGUCAGCUGGAGGCCUGAGACUAAUCUAGAUUAAAUAAUGUGACAAGAUUAAGUAACAGAUAGAAAAUUGGAAAAACAACUUCUACUGCAUUCAUUCAGUAUUAAAGUUCAGACAGAUUAUGAAAAGAAUGGUCCAAAUUGACCAACAUAUCCACCCUUUUGUCUCUAGUAUGGUAAAAGCUCAAAAAUCCCACUUGAUCCUACAUUUCCCACAAUGCAACUGCAUUUUCUCAUGUCAGUCGAACUCAAUGCACCCAAUUUUCAGCGCAUGGUUCCUGUUAAAAGAUUGACACACACGAUGACGUCACUAUGACAUCACCAGGGUUGCUCAUCAUUACAUUACAUGUCAUUUAGCUGACGCUUUUAUCCAAAGCGAUUUACACAAUCCGGUUACAUUCAUACACUGUAGACGCAGCUACAGGUGAGCAAUUCAGGGUUAAGUGUCUUGCUCAAGGACACAUCGACUAGGUCGGGGAUUGAACCUCCAACCCCCUGAUUGAAAGACGGACCUGCUACCCACUGACCCAUAGUCGCCCCUCAUCAGAAUACUGAGCACAGUAUAUGCAGCGAAUACAAAUAAUAAUUUUUGGGGCUGUCGUCUAUAAUGCUGUUGAAUUGUGUUUCUAUUAUUUAUUGUUGUAACGUGUAGCAUAUUUGGCCAGAGGGGUCGCUUCUUCGAGGAGAUCAGGAUUAUUUAUGCGAUUAUCGACAGCCAGUCCUGUAAACAGAUGCUCUUUAUUUAAACGUGAACGUACAUGGUGUUCGCACUUUAAAGCAUUCGUUAAACAUUUUAGGAAACACAUCUUUUCACGUUGUUGCCGUGAGUGAGACGAGAAGUUCGAUACCAUUCUUUAACGUCUGGAGGCUGAAUGUGAAGCUGGAGCCAGCGGACGAUUAGCUUAGCUUAGCAUAAAGGCUAGCCGGUUGUUGUUGUUUAUUCCUGCUCUCAGCAAGAAAGCAAAUCAGUGUUAUUUCCCAAAGUCUUGCCAUUCUUUGACACUUUCUGUGGGGCUUUAACCAUUUUAAAGUACCAGUAAGUACUCCAGACUGCUGUGCUCUCAUGCACCUGAACCCAUCAUGACUCACACAGUAAUAAAAGUUCCAAAGAGUG
This is a messenger RNA of Pseudoliparis swirei, 2791 nucleotides long. It is a transcript of the gene sctr, whose product is annotated as secretin receptor. Gene Ontology annotation, cellular component: plasma membrane. Lineage: Eukaryota; Metazoa; Chordata; Actinopteri; Perciformes; Liparidae. The record is from RefSeq and is a predicted model, not a curated record. Gene Ontology annotation, molecular function: secretin receptor activity; peptide hormone binding; G protein-coupled peptide receptor activity. The transcript is spliced from 14 exons. Gene Ontology annotation, biological process: adenylate cyclase-modulating G protein-coupled receptor signaling pathway; cell surface receptor signaling pathway. Bases 182 to 1531 code for a protein of 449 amino acids.